UGGAGGACAGGUUGACAGACCAAAUCUUGCUUGGCAACCUGUGGCGUCCAACUAGGGCUGCGCGUGCGUUUUGAGAGCCGAGAGAGAGGAGAAAUCACACGUUUUAACUAAAUCAGCUGCUAGCAUGAUGUGAGAAAUGUCCAGUCGACAGAGAGGGGGACAUGGGGCUGGGAGAGGCGUGGCCAAGAUGCCCCCCAUAAAAAACAGUCCCCGCCCCUUCUACUCACCUGCCAGUGAGAAGGAAACCAGCAGUCAGAUUCUGAAGGAGGCACGAGCAUCAGUGACACCUGUUGGAUCAAAGAGAGUACCCGGAGUCAGGCAACCUCCCACAGGGCAGAGGAAACCUCCUGCAAAGAAAGGAGGACUUUUUGGUGAUGCACUUACCAUCCAACCUCUAGGCCAAACAAGAACCCACAGAGAUCUGAACAAGCUACCAGUAUUAGGAAACAAUGUGAAACAAACUAAAACUAAAAAUGAGAGCCGAGUGCUGUCCAGCCAUGCUGGCACCAGGAGUGAGGACAGUCCAGCGAUGGACAAUGAGAGAAGGACUGAGCUUAAGACUCUGCUACAGAAACACAUUGAGAAGCUGUCAGCAAUGUACCGUACUGAGGAGAUGCAGAGCUUUGGACGCAGGAUGAGGUUCAAGGGAGUUACAACACUCAAACCAUCUUUGUCCAGUCAGAUCCAACAGGUAUUCCAGGGACGACACGAUGUGGACAUCCCUCCCACAGCCAGGAUAGUCAGGGUCUUCCUCAGCUCAACAUUCACAGACACUGCAGAUGAGCGGAAUGCCCUGAUGCAGCACGUGGUGCCUCGUCUGAAGAUCUUCUGUCAGGAGAAGGGGUAUGAGCUGCAACUUGUGGACAUGAGAUGGGGGAUUCGUUCAGAAGCAGCAAACGACCACUCCACAUUAGACUUGUGUCUGAGGGAAAUCCACAACUGCCAAAAAGUCUCCACUGGCCCCACUUUUGUGACUCUCCUGUCCCACAAGUAUGGCUACCAGCCCCUCCAGCCUAAGGUAGAGUCAGCAGAGUUCAACACACUCCUGACAGGGGUGGACAGGAAGGAGGAUCAGCAGCUACUCCUCAAAUGGUACCAGGAGGAUGAGAAUGCCAUCCCUGCCACAUACAUCCUCCAGCCAAUCAGAGCCCUCCUUCCUGAUUACAACCAUUCAACCAAUGAGCAGCUGCGUAGUAAAGCAGAGACAACAUGGUGGGAAACAUCCACCUCUCUGCAUACAAUACUGAUGGAGGCUGCCCUUAAAACUUUGCAAACUGCCUCAGCUGCACACAGAUAUGUUUGCUCCAUAACAGAGUUGGAGAUAGAAGAAGGUCUCCUGAAGUCAACAACCCCAAACCAGCAGUGCCUGUGGUUCAGACGAAGCAUCUCAGGCUUAGAAGUGGACAACACCAGGAAAGACCAGUCCAAAAUGGCUGCAAAGUUCAUUGACCUUGAUGAAUCAGGUGGGAUCAACAGUGAAUCCCAGGCCCUGCUGCAGCUGUUAGAAGAGAAGAGGAUUCCAAGCAAGCUGAUGAGAGACAACAUCCACAACUAUCAGACAUCCUGGGGGAAGAAUGGAUUUGAAACAAAAGAGAAAGAGGAAUAUGUGCAGCAGUUCUGCACUGAUUUUGAGGACAGCAUAAAGCAGAUGGUGACUGAUGCCAUUGCCAGACAUGCCCAGUCAGAGGUCAAUGACCCGUUGUUUGAGGAAGUGUCCCAGCAUUCUCUGUUUAGCCAAAGCAGGAGCAAGGUGUUCUAUGGAAGACAAGACACAAUCAGGGAAAUAGAGUCCUAUCUCAACGGUGAAGUCACUCAACCUCUGGUGAUCCAUGGUGAGUCGGGCUGUGGGAAGACUUCUGUCAUGGCAGUGGCUGCUCAGACAGCCAGCAAGAUGGAGGGAGAGAGGGCGGUAAUACUGAGGUUUCUGGGCACCACCCCUGACAGUACCACCAUCCACAGACUUCUACUGAGUCUCUGUCAGCAGAUCAACAGAAUCUAUAAGGACAACAGUCGUGUUCCAGAGACCCUGCAAGAACUGAGAGAAGCCUUCCCCGCAUUUCUGUCCAAAGCUACUGCUGAGCAGCCAUUGGUUGUCAUUCUAGACUCUCUGGAUCAGCUGGACCCACAAGAUGGUGCCAGGCAGCUGGGCUGGCUUCCUAAGACCCUCCCCCCUCAUGUCAAAAUGAUCCUAUCCACCCUUCCUGAUGAGAAGUAUGGAUGUUUCCAACAGUUGCAGGCAACAAUCAAGGACUCAGGGCUGUUCCUGCAGAUCCCUGCCCUGCAGGAGGAUGCUGUGACCCACAUCCUGAGCGGCUGGCUGCAGGCAGCCCACAGGAAACUCACACCUGAGCAGACUCACCUGGUGGUGCAGGCCUUCCACACCUGCCCGCUGCCGCUCUUCCUGAAACUGGCUUUUGACGAGGCCUGCAGGUGGCAUUCUUUUUCCAAACCUGAGGAGACUCGGCUGCAGACCACGGUGGUGUCGUGUAUCCAUGCCUUAUUUGAAAGGGUGGAGAAGGACCAUGGGAAACUACUGGUUCAACAUGCCUUAGGUUACAUAACUGCUGCUAAGUCAGGCCUGACAGAGUCUGAGCUGGAAGACGUGCUGUCCUGUGAUGAUGAGGUACUGAAUGAUGUGUUUGAGUGGUGGGUACCACCCGUACGCCGCCUCCCAGCCAUGCUGUGGGUCAGGAUUAAAACAGAGCUCGCCCCCUACCUGGUGGAGAGAGGUGCUGAUGGUGCCAGUGUGAUCUUCUGGUACCACAGACAGUUCAUCGAGACAGCCAAGCAGAGAUUUCUGUCCUCUGAGGACCAGAGCAGGAAGCUACACAGCAACCUGGCUGAUUACUUCCUGGGGUCAUGGGCUGGAGGGAAGAAGAAGCCAUUCACCAGUAGGAAGGGUAAGAAAGGGUCAGCAGACAGACAUGUAGCCCCCCAACCCCUGCUAUACAGCACCAACAAGUACAACCUCAGGAAACUCUCCGAACUCCCCCAUCAUCUCAUCCACAGUGCCAACAGUCAGGUACUGAAGAAAGAGGUUUUGUGUAACCUACAGUGGUUGGAUACAAAGCUGAGGGCAACAUCUUUGAGGCUGGUUCUGGAUGAUUUUAACGCUGCCUGUCGGUCGCCCUUGACCCCUGACCUUCAGACAGACAUGGAUGUCCAGUAUGUGCGUGAGACCCUCCAGCUGUCCCAGGAAGGUCUGAGGUUCCACCCUAACCAGCUGCCAGGCCAGCUGCUCGCUCACAUCAAAACUGACCAGGAUACCUGUGGGAUCCUGUCCCAGGCUGGAGCCCCUCCCACAGGCUCGUGUCUGCUGCCCUCCAGGUCCUUCCUAACGCCCCCUGGUGGCCCACUCAUACACAGCAUGGUGGGACACACCCUGCAGGUCAUGGCAGUGGCCAUGACUCAGGACUCCAAGUUUGCUGUCACAGGCUCACUGGACAACACCCUUAAGAUUUGGGAUGUGACUGAUGGCUACAUGUUACACAGUAUUGAUGAUGUACCGUGGGAUAUUGAGGCAAUGAUUCAGCUCUUCAACAAUGACCAGUACAUUGUGACAUCCUCUAAUGACGGGAUUCGAGUCUUAAGGUUUGAGACAGGAGAGCAGGUGUACUUCUUUGAGAAACCACAGGAGGAGGAGAAGGACAACUAUUUCAUCUUCGGUCACGGCUGCAUUCUCAUCGCCAUUGGGAUCACAGUUAGGGUGUUCGACCUGAACACAGGUGUAGAACUUCAGCAGGAGGAAAUGGGGGACCAGGUUGCCAGAGCUCUAGUCAGCCCGAGCCAGCCACUUUUCUGCACACACUCUGCCAUGCACAACAUGAAGCACCUCAUGCAUCCCCUCAUGGAAGGCAAACGGUGCAGUCCGGAAUUUCAGAACCUUCUGGAAAACCUGCGAGACAUCCGCAGAAUGAUUGAGCAUAAGUCUCUCUUUGGAAUCACCUGCAAGGCCCACUUCUUUGAAAUUGCAUCCAGUGGUGCAGUAAAGUUGUAUGAUAUCAACACUGGCAAAGAAACAACGAUCCCUGCCAUUGAGAAAUGGAACCAGAACAAAAUAGAGAACGUCCAUCGCGCCUACUUCUCACCAAACGGCAGCUUCCUGAUUCUCACCUUCAUUAACCUGACAAUGAUGCUGGACCUGGAGACUGGGGACUAUCGGGAGGUGGGCAACAAACAGACUCUACGAAGGAUGGCCACAACUCAGGGGACCACGCUGGUGUCCAGUGGAUAUGAAGACUUCAACAUCAACAUCUGGGACCUUUCAAGACCCUCGCUACUUGUAGAAGAACCCACCACUGAAAUACUAACAAUAGUUCCGAAGAAUGUGAAUGGAAAAUCUCUCCUUACCUUUGUGUCAGAUGAGUCAGAGAAGGGAGAAUCAGUGGUUGUGAAGAUCGUUGAUGCUGAAACAGAAGAAGAACAGGACUCCCACCCAUGCAGUAACCUUCAGCUGGAGAAAUCAGACGUCAAGGCGGUCCAUGUUCUCUCUGAUGACCGUCUGGUUAUCCGUGCUGGGGAGAGGAAGAGGUUCAGUGUGGUGGACAUGAACACGUGGGAAGUCGUGACUCCCCUGCAGAGUAACCACUCAUCAUGUGAACGACAUUACGCGGUGGUGAGCAACCAGACUGAGCUGAUAUCUCAGGGUUUCAUGGAGAAAGAUCUUGACAUAUGCAGCCUGGAUUCAGGUGAGAUUGUUGACAACAUCGUCCCAGGACUGGAGCAGCGCUGUUACCAAAUGAAGACAGAUAAAGAGGGCAGGGUGGUCCUGCUACAGUUCCUCCAUCCAAAAGGAAUGCUACUACAGAUCUGGGAUGUUGCCAGUAGAAGCUUGUGUAUGACAGUUGAACCAGAGGGUGCUGAUGCUGUCACCUUCAGGUUUGGUCUGUCCCAUGCAGGGACACACCUGGCCUUGGGGAACACCUGUAAACUCACCUGUGGAGACAUAACCUUCAUCAACGAAGGGCCAUGUGUGCUGGACAUCCAGAGAGGAAAAGUUGUGCAUUUCUUCCCCGAGGGCCACAUUUUCCUGGAGUUCAUCUCAGACAGCAGAGUGGUGUCUACUGAUGUAGCACAGUGGCAUGUCUGGGACGUCACUACAGGAAGUAAGCAGAGUGUAAUGUCCAUCCCUGUCCACCCUAUGAUUGCGGAUGGACUGAUACUGAGUACAGUAGGAGACCGGGUUCUGGCAUCCACCGGAGACAAGAAGACGAUUGCUGUGUAUGACAUGUCCACAGGGACACAGCUGGGGAGCUUCACGUUUGAGAUCAUGCUGAAAGAGUGUGUGCUUCUUGGAGGUGGUGACUUGGUGGCUGCUCGCUUUGACAGGAAAAUGGUUAUCUUAAAACUGCACAACAACGUCAAGUAGACGACACAUAUCAAACAGAUUUUGUAUAUAUCAGAAUUUUAUGAGCCACAUUGUACAUAUUGCAUCCCCCCUUUGUGAAACCUGUGGUCAUUUAAGCAUCUGAAGACCUUACUGGAUAUCUCAGGAUCUGUAGUAUUAUACUAUUACAUUUAUAUACAUAAAGUAUUCAUACAAUAAAUACAUUAUUGUCUCCAGUGCAUUCCAUGUGAUCACCAGUAUGGUGUAAUUUGGUUGUAUCAAUCUCUUUAUCACUUUGUUAAUCUUGUACUUUAAUUUACAUGUGCAUAAUAACUGUCAUGUAUAUUCUAUUUUGGCAUGGUGUGGGAUUCACAUGAUUGUACUGUAGGGGAUUUCAUAGCAAGGCAUGAUGUUAAUUCAUGAACUAAUAAUUAUACCUGGAGGAUUGGAGCCUUCGUCAACCAGACGGGUUCUAAAAUUAUAAUUUAUGGUCUUAAGUGUUCCCCAAUCAUGUAUUCAUGAUCUGCAGCAAUGUUCCAUGCAGUAAAAAAAAUUCCAAGUUUGAUGCAAUAGUAUCUUUUUGAUCUUUUUACAAUAUGGAAUUGUUGUCUUUAAAUAUAAAUACUUCAAAGGCAAACUCUUCUCAACAAUAUAUAUUUAUAGAAUUCCUAUUGUGUGUGCUAUAAUAAGAAUUGUAAUCUUUAUGAGACUAGAUUGUACAUAUUCAGAUCACAGAGUUGUCUUACAAUGUAUUGUAAUGUGCAACAAAGUAAGGUCAAACACAUUUUGGCAAUAUUAAAAUUGUCUACAUUAUGAAUUGUCCUGGCCUGUCAAAAAUGUUUGAUUGGUAAAAGGUGCCUAGUCAUUUUCUUUGAGCAGGGGUGCUUUUCUUGGAGACUUUGACAUAUGAUAAUCCACAAAAGGGUUCCUAUUCUACAGAUCCAUGAACCUGAAUGGUUUAGCAAGG
Messenger RNA from Branchiostoma belcheri (Belcher's lancelet), 6293 nucleotides. RefSeq names its product NACHT domain- and WD repeat-containing protein 1-like. The coding region runs from base 137 to 5368 and encodes 1743 amino acids. The transcript is spliced from 32 exons. The record is from RefSeq and is a predicted model, not a curated record. Gene Ontology annotation, molecular function: protein binding. Lineage: Eukaryota; Metazoa; Chordata; Leptocardii; Amphioxiformes; Branchiostomatidae.